This is a messenger RNA of Zophobas morio, 1079 nucleotides long. RefSeq names its product probable aminoacyl tRNA synthase complex-interacting multifunctional protein 2 (gene AIMP2). The transcript has 4 exons. The record is from RefSeq and is a predicted model, not a curated record. Gene Ontology annotation, cellular component: aminoacyl-tRNA synthetase multienzyme complex. Bases 105 to 1055 code for a protein of 316 amino acids. NCBI's taxonomy places the organism in Eukaryota, Metazoa, Arthropoda, Insecta, Coleoptera, Tenebrionidae.
GACACGUGCGCCGCUGCUUUGACACUUGCCCCCUUGGCGAAACGCGACACGAUUUUUCUAUUUUAACGAGACGAGAUUUCGGAAAUUUGCGAAAUUGUUGGAAAAUGAACGGGCCGCUGAAGAUGUAUAGCACGAAACAGGUGGUGCAGCACGAUUUUCGGGUGCGGCUGCCCGAGUGCAUGUACAAAUUGAAAAAUAUCCACGCUGCAAGAAAUGGUGUGGUGGAACGGGGAACGGAUCACGUUGCGACGUCCACGAGAAAAUUGGAUAUAUUCGACCAGGUUAAGCAGUUUUUAAAGAAUUACCAAAAUAUUCCUGAGAUGGCUGCACUCGAAGUGAGGCAGGAGGAAAUCCUGCGACAACUAGCUGAGUUGAAGAAACAAAUGGACUCGAUCAGAAACACCCUGAAAGUGGCCAAUCAUGCACCAUUUCCGACUGUUAUCCUCAAACCCAAACAAGAAACGCCUCCAAGUCUUCCCGACAUUAUCAUAAACGCUAGCCCAACAAACCCACCAUAUUCGCUCGAGCUAAUCCAGAAACUAUGGAAGAACUACAUUUUCCUAUCAGUAAAAACCUACACCCACUCUAGUCUGACUACCUUGACUGAAAACGCGACUGAGUUAACUAAAAUUCUUGAAGCUUUUUCAGCAGAGACCAAUGUUCCUAAAGUCAACGUAAAGCUCAUUUGGAAGGAUGUAGGGGCAAACGUGGAAUUAUUGAUCUCACACCAGCCAAUUUUGGGUGAAGUAAACAUCCUGAGAUACUUAUCUAGAGUGAGUUCUGACCUUUUGAACUAUGAAACAUACAACAACACACAUGAAAUUGAUACUUUACUGGAUAUAUCAUACAACAUUGUGAAAGCUAAGACAAAGACUGAAAGAGGCGCUUUAUUGAAAGCGCUAAGUAAGUCACUGGGGAAGUCUCAGUGGUUAGCAGGGAGAAGUCAAGUCAGUGUAGCCGACCUUGCUGCCUACUCAGCCAUCAAGCAAGCCACCAGUCCCAGUGAAGUUAGCGUGUCUCUAGGGAAAUGGUUACAAAGGUGUGCAGCCUGUUGAUUCAAUAAACAAACUUAAUCUAAA